AUGAAUUUUGAAUUUGAGAGGGAGAUCGGUUUUAUCAACAGCCAGCCGUCCCUAGCAGAGUGCCUGACGUCCUUCCCCGCCGUCCUGGAGUCAUUUCAAACUUCAUCAAUCAAGGAGUCGACAGUAAUUCCGCCUCCCUUCGAGCACACCAUCCCCAGCCUCAGCCCCUGCACAGCCAGCCAGCCGAGAUCGGCUACUAGGAGCCAGCAGAACCGGAGAACCUCCGCCACUAAUGGCCUCCAGACGCACCACCGAGCCGCCCAGCAGCCCUGCCCGCCCGGCCAGGCCCCUGCCCCGGUCACGGCCACCUCGGCCGGUCCGCUGGCCCACGAGUUCCCCUGGAUGAAAGAGAAGAAGUCAUCCAAGAAGUGCCCCAAGCCUGGGAACAGCUCGAGCGGUGGCGGAUCCAUCAUCCCCCCCGCCUCAUCCUCCCCGUCGCCAACCGCCUCUGGGUACGCUUCGGCGGGCAUCGAGUCACCCACAGAUCCGAGCCAGGCGGGUCUGGACGCCGGAGGAGCCGGGUCCCGCCGGCUGCGCACCGCCUACACCAACACGCAGCUGCUGGAGCUGGAGAAGGAGUUCCACUUCAACAAGUACCUCUGCCGGCCCAGGAGGGUGGAGAUCGCCGCCCUCCUGGAUCUGACCGAGCGGCAGGUCAAGGUUUGGUUCCAGAACCGGCGGAUGAAACACAAGCGGCAGACCACGCACCACCGGGACGGCGGCGGAGGAGGCCCCGAAUCCAGCGACCCGGGCGGGUUCGAGCCGCUCGAAGGCGCCGACGCCUCCUCUCCGUACUCAAGCCAGCCGCUGGAAGCAUCUGGCACCGGGGAGGCUUCAUCGGAGGGCGAGCCGGGGGGCGGCAAUCCAUCUUCGGCCGCUGCCUCCACCGCCUACACUAAUGACAGCGGGGACAAUGCACAACCCACGCCGGAGGAGGGAGGCCGUGCGAGCCGCCCCGAACGCCCACCGCUGCCCGGGGCGCCCGGCUCCUCUGACUCCGCUGCGGCGCACCACUCUCCGCCGGCCUUCAGCGAGGCCGGGCCCGCGGCGGCGGCGGCAGCGUCCGAGGCGUCGUUCCCCGAGCAGCGGGACUCCUCCGUCACCUCCGCCGCCUCGUCCGCUCCUCCGGCCGCCUCCUCCUCGUCGUCGCUCUCCGACCUGGCCUUCUUCGCCGGGGACGCCUGCCUGUCGCCCAGCCUGCAGAGCUCCCUGGACAGCCCGGUGGACUUCUCCGAGGAGGACUUCGACCUGUUCACAAGCACACUGUGCACCAUAGACCUGCAGCACCUCAACUUCUGAGGCCCGCUGCGCCGCUUCCAGAUCAGAACCGAACCCAGAGCGACGCGGAGGGACGGGCGGCCUGUGGCGAACAAUCGGCGGAGCAGACAACAAGGACGGUGUUGUUGUUCAAAGAGCAUAAAAGCUUCUCGGCAACAUUCCUGAAACAUUUCUGAAUGAAAAUUAUGUUCAUUUUUUAAAUCUAUAUUUUUCCUUCGUGCUGGUUUUUAUUUGAGGCUAUAAUGUAGUUUAAGAGACAUGCAGUUAAUUUAAUUUUCUAAUUUUAAAAAUCAAAAGGGAAUAGUUUUUUUUUUCCUCGUGGAUUUUUUUCUCUCUUC
Messenger RNA from Stegastes partitus (bicolor damselfish), 1616 nucleotides. It is a transcript of the gene hoxb2a, whose product is annotated as homeobox B2a. NCBI's taxonomy places the organism in Eukaryota, Metazoa, Chordata, Actinopteri, Pomacentridae. Gene Ontology annotation, biological process: regulation of transcription by RNA polymerase II. Gene Ontology annotation, cellular component: nucleus. The transcript has 2 exons. Gene Ontology annotation, molecular function: DNA-binding transcription factor activity, RNA polymerase II-specific; RNA polymerase II cis-regulatory region sequence-specific DNA binding. The record is from RefSeq and is a predicted model, not a curated record. The coding region runs from base 1 to 1299 and encodes 432 amino acids.